Molecule: messenger RNA, 574 nt
Organism: Bactrocera neohumeralis
Lineage: Eukaryota; Metazoa; Arthropoda; Insecta; Diptera; Tephritidae
Exons: 3
Coding region: 1-378 (125 amino acids)
Source: RefSeq, a predicted model, not a curated record
AUGGACAAAAGCAAAAGAAAAGUUUGGACGAAGGCCGAUACACUUCUAUUCCUGAAGUGCUACACUGAGAGGAAGGAUGAGUUCCUGCAUGCGCGGAAGAAAAAGUUCGCAUAUGAAAACGUCUUGGAGGGCAUGGUAUAUCAAGGAUUUACAGAUACAACAAUUAAUGCGGCUGCCCUUGUAUCAAAAAUGCGAACGCUUUUGAAUGCCUACAAAACAGCGAAAGACAACGAGAAGCAGACUGGCACUUCUCCGUGCACAGUACCUUAUAUGCGCGAAAUGGACGAAAUUUUUGGCGAAAGUUGCUUGGUGUCCAACAACCACACCAUAAAUAUUGGGACAGAACCUCAAGAGGCAUUGGUUGAGUCUAGUGGUUAGUUAAAAUUUAAUGUUCAUUAUGUAUUGCUUAUAUUGCAUUCGCUUUUUUAUAUUUUUAAACAGGUAAGGAUUCAACUGAUUCUCAAACAAUGCUCGACGAUAUGCCAAGUACUUCAAGACAGAGCCAGUCUGCACUAAGCCGUAGCAUAUGCAUACCGAAUGCAGUGUAUUCACAGGAGCCGAACGCAGCAAAUCC